This is a messenger RNA of Dreissena polymorpha, 1975 nucleotides long. Its product is annotated as CUB and sushi domain-containing protein 3-like. The coding region runs from base 50 to 1975 and encodes 641 amino acids. The record is from RefSeq and is a predicted model, not a curated record. The transcript has 13 exons. NCBI's taxonomy places the organism in Eukaryota, Metazoa, Mollusca, Bivalvia, Myida, Dreissenidae.
GUGGUGGGAUGGGCGUAAAGGGUUGAUAAGGUUCACGUCCAACACAACCAUGGAGGGAUAUACCGUGACAACGACGUAUAAUGUUCCUCCAUUCACUAAAUGGGAAUGUCACUCAACCCAGAAACUUUCAACAAAUGGAUAUUUUUCACUGAAGUCCACUGUUUCAGCUGUUUUAUUUAAUGGAGGCACUUGGUAUCUCUAUUUGUGUCUGAAGCUGACGGCCAUAACGGACGCUACCUUCCGUUAUUAUAUACGUAACCCUACACAAACGGCCAGCUUGUCAUACAACCGGGUAUCUACGGAAAAUGUCAACUCUCCUUUGGCUUACAACAGCAUUUGUCUGGAAGAUUCAAGUCCGAACCUCCCGCUUGCAUCCGAAUAUGGCGUUUGGAUCAAGAAAGGCCAAGAAGUGAAUGCGAAGAUAGCAUGUCCGUAUGCGUUACUGGGGACAUACGCUUUUGAUUACCGGAAUGACGCCACUGGUGCGUCUUCUAGCUGCACGGGGAAAGCGUUAGACAUGUGCACGGUAAACACAGAGAUGAGGUUUAACUACAGCGGAUGUGAUCCAAAUCUAACGGCAUUAUCGUUUUCAGCGUCCAACACGGUAUGGUGUGUGGACAACGUGCUGUACAACAAUUUCUACUACGUCACGACGUUUAACGGAAAUGAUGCUGACGCCACGAUCGACAACGUUACCACAUUUAGAUUCAGUUGUUUUGCCCUAUCAACUGACGGGAGCGCCGAUAAAGUUUUCGAUUCAUCUUGUGGAAAUAACACUGACAAUAUCUUCUUGACCAGAACCAGUGCGUCAUGUCCCAUUCUUACCGCUCCCGCUAAUGGCGCUGUGACCUACAAGACAGAUGGCGCUACCACCAAUGCCAUCUUCACGUGCAGCAGUCAAUUCUCAUUGGCUGGUCCAGCUUUCCGCACGUGCCAAGCAAACUUUACAUGGUCGGACCAAAACCCCACGUGCACAUGUAUUGCUCCGAGCUCGUUUGCAAACGGUUCUGUGUCCAUAUCGUCUGACGGAACAACCCUGUCAUACACGUGCAAGGCGGGUUUCGUACUCGUGGGAAAUCAAACACGCACGUGCACGGGAAGUAAUUCAUGGUCAGGAGCACCUCCGGCAUGCAACUGUAUAGAUUCAUCACCACCAAUUAAUGGCACAAUUACCAGAAAUGGCACGUUCGCCUACUUCCGAUGCAAUGCGGGCUUUGUCAUGACAGGUUCGGCCAUCAGCGAGUGUCUGUCCAACGGCACAGGAUGGAGCUCUCCCACUCCAACAUGCAAUGCAUGCAGCGUUCUUAGCAAUGUGAGCGGUGGCAGUUACACAUUGUCAUCCAACGGCACGACGACGACGGCUACGUACACCUGCAGCACGGGAUACACCAUAUCUGGCGUGACGUCACUCAUUUGUCAGACUAGCGCCGUAUGGAGUUCUAGCACACCGACAUGCGUAUGUAACAACGUAACGGCGCCAGCAAAUGGUGGCAUCUUUUCGCAAGAUGGCAAGGCGGUGACUUAUUCAUGCAAUCUGAACUACAGCAUUUCUAGUCCUGCCCUCGGCUACCGCUCUUGCAAUCCGGACGGAAGUGGAUGGACCGGAAGCGACCCCACGUGUGUCUUGUGUGCUCCUUUGUCGCCUGUAACUAAUGCAACGUACACCCUGUCGACUUCAAGCAACCUGAUUACACAGGCGACAUUUUCCUGUAAUGUUGGAUGGAGCAUGUUUGGUAACGAGAACACCAAAUGUCAGGGUGACGGUUCUUGGAGUCCUGCCUCGUCGUCGUUAGACUAUCCCUCGUGUGAGUGUUCCACUCCAACCAAACCUGCCAAUGGGAACGUGACUGCCGAUGGGGCCGAGGUAACGUUCACGUGUGACUCAGGCUACUCGAUGAACGGCAGCUCGUCAGGAGUAUGUGGGAGCAACGGCACCGGCUGGAGCAUUGCAACCCCCGCUUGCAGUAAGCCAUAA